AUGCGACUUAGCCACACGAUGGAAAAGAACAUCUGCUAUCGGCAACGAAGGAGAAAAGAAGUCGUCUACGACGAUUGCGUACUCGAGAACUCCUUGUCCCAAGGUGACUGGCACAUCGAGGAGGACCCAAACGUGGACCACGAGAUGCUGCUCAGAGGAUUACGAGCCUGUGCUGAACGAAGCCGCGCACGACAAACUCAGACAGACAAUGCACAAAUUUCGAAGACCACCAAGGAAUUGUUGGAAAGAAGAAGGGCUUUGAGGCUUGAUCCGAAUGUGUCGCACACUGAGCGGUUAGUAGCAAACACUAGGUGCAGAAAAGCGUUGCAGGAGGAUCUUAUGAAGUACAGGCAGAAGAAGAUUCUGGAAGCAGCACAAAGAAGAACGAGUCUAAGGAGGUGGCGCAGGGAUCUCUUCGAAUAUAAUAUUCCGCUAGCAACCUUGCUGAGCGAAGACGGGACUCGCACGUCUUCUCGUCGUGAGAUGGAAAUCGUUGAAACGGAGAGGUUCUACUCGAACCUUUUCCGUUCAUCAACUCCUGUGUCAAGCCCGAUCAUCCCCACUGGUGAAGUUCCACCACGGAUUCUCUCUUCGAAAGUACGAGUAGCUAUCAAAAGCAUGAAACCUGGCACAACCCCCGGACCUGAUUUUAGAUCAGCAGACUUUCUUCGGGUUGGUGGCCAUCCGUUUCAUGAAAUCUCAGCAGCGUACAUGACAUCCUAUCUUCAGGAAGAAAGGAUUCCAGACUAG
This is a messenger RNA of Necator americanus (New World hookworm), 750 nucleotides long. RefSeq lists its product as uncharacterized. The record is from RefSeq and is a predicted model, not a curated record. The transcript has a single exon. The coding region runs from base 1 to 750 and encodes 249 amino acids. Lineage: Eukaryota; Metazoa; Nematoda; Chromadorea; Rhabditida; Ancylostomatidae.